Colletotrichum truncatum is the source of this 1551-nucleotide messenger RNA. The record is from RefSeq and is a predicted model, not a curated record. Lineage: Eukaryota; Fungi; Ascomycota; Sordariomycetes; Glomerellales; Glomerellaceae.
AUGGGUUCAAAGAAGUAUUUUGGCCUUACGGGCAAUGCGCUCAACCACCUGAAAACUGCCCUUAUCAUUGCGCCUAGUUUCAUUCUGUACGGCUACAACAUCGGCGUAGUUGGCGGUUUGCUUACAGAACACGACUGGGUAAAGACCUUCCCCCAAAUCGACACUGUUAACACUACUGGAGCGGAGAAAGCUCGGAACUCGACACUGCAAGGUUUCAUCGUUGCCACCUUCACUAUUGGCGCUACUAUCGGCUCGCUGUCGUGUUCCUGGACUGGCGAUAUCUAUGGACGCCGAAACAUCAUCUUUUUCUCUGCUAUUCUCACCCUCAUUGGCGAAGUCCUAAUGUGCUCUGCCUUUGGAUUGCCGCAAUUCACUAUUGGUCGCGUUAUCUGUGGCCUCGGCAUCGGUCAGCUCAGUUCGAUUGUGCCAGUCUGGCAGGCCGAGACGUCCGCUGCAGCCAAUCGCGGCCGUCAGGUGGUCAUCUCAGGCUGCUUUAUGUGCUUGGGCUAUAUGCUGGAGUCAUGGAUCGACUUCGGCUUCUUCCAAUUCCAUGAGGGUCCAAUCACCUGGCGUCCACCUCUGGCUAUCGCCAUUUUUUUUUCGAUCGUCCUCAUGGCCUCGAUUUACUUCUUCCCAGAGUCACCUCGCUGGUUGGUCAUGAAGGGCCGUUCCGAGCAAGCACGAUCUGUUAUCGCGGUGCUGAAGUCACUGCCAGAGGAUUCCCUUGAAGUACAGGCCGAGCUAUCAGGCAUUGAGUACUCUCUGGAGGAGACGAAGGACUCCGCGGUGUCCCUGAAGGACAUGUUAACGAACGGCGAUGACAAGCUGUUGUACCGAUUCUGCCUAUGCAUGGGUCUUCAGUUCUACCAACAGAUGUGCGGCUCCAACCUUGUCAGCGUUUACGCGCCAAUCCUUUUUCAGCAGAACCUUGGCAUGUCCAGCCAGCAAUCCCGCAUUAUGAGCGGCGGAACUUUGACUUGGAAGUUCAUUGCCUCCUUUAUUGCUUUUUUCACUAUUGAUCGUUUCGGCCGUCGAGCUGCGUUCAUGAUUAGUGGUGGUGGCAUGUCCCUUUGCAUGAUCGCUCUUGCAGUUUCUACCUCGUUCGGAAAGGACAACUACGCAGCCCAAAUUUCCGCCGCCUUCUGGAUCUACCUAUACAACACAUGGAUACCUAUUGGGCUGAUGGGAGCCAACUACCUUUACUGCACUGAAGUCGCGCCUUUGCGCCUGCGCAUGGCCAUGUCUUCCAUCUCCACUGCCAACCACUGGCUAUUCAAUUUCCUGGUCAUUAUGGUCACCCCCAUUGCCAUCAACAGCAUCGGCUAUCAGUAUUACAUCGUCUAUGCUGUAAUUGCAUUCACUUUUCCCAUUGUGGUUUGGUUGUUCUUCCCUGAGACAACUGGUCGCAACCUCGAGGAGAUUGACCUGCUGUUCCGCGAGUCGCCGUCUAUAAUGGCAACUGUCAAAUAUGCCAAAAAUAGACCCAUCGCCAUGCCACAGGAGUUCAGGUCAGAGAAGGAUGAGAAGGCGGCACACCUCGAGGAGGCAUAG